Molecule: messenger RNA, 1217 nt
Organism: Drosophila busckii
Lineage: Eukaryota; Metazoa; Arthropoda; Insecta; Diptera; Drosophilidae
Gene: Nup44A
Product: nucleoporin seh1
Exons: 4
Coding region: 61-1125 (354 amino acids)
Biological process (GO): cellular response to amino acid starvation; positive regulation of TORC1 signaling
Cellular component (GO): Seh1-associated complex; nuclear pore outer ring
Molecular function (GO): structural molecule activity; protein binding
Source: RefSeq, a predicted model, not a curated record
ACGCGUUAUUGUUUGUAUUUACAUAUAACUUGCUAAAGAAAAACAAAGAAAUAAAAUAGAAUGUUUGAUGUGGAACCCAUAAUAGCAGAUCACAAGGAUGUCAUACAUGAUGUGGUGUUCGAUUAUUACGGUCGCCGCAUGGCCACCUGUUCCAGUGAUCAAACAGUAAAGAUUUGGGAUGAGGACGACCAUGGCAAGUUUAAUGUCACAAGCAGUUGGAAGGCGCACUCCGGCUCCAUAUGGCGAGUCACAUGGGCAAAUCCUGAAUUUGGUCAAGUAAUAGCCACAUGCUCCUUUGAUCGCACUGCAUCCGUUUGGGAGGAAGUGCUGGGCGAGAAAGUGUCCAACAGCAAUGCCUACACACGAAGAUGGGUGCGUCGAACUACACUGGUGGACUCGCGCACUAGCGUAACAGAUUUGGAAUUUGCGCCAAAAUAUCUCGGACUGCUGCUGGCCACCGCUUCAGCGGAUGGCAUAAUUCGCAUCUAUGAAGCGCCCGACAUAAUGAAUUUAUCACAGUGGCCUGUGCAGCAUGAUAUAGCCAACAAGUUGUCGCUUAGCUGUUUGUCUUGGAAUACAUCAACCUAUAUGGUGCCCCAGCUGCUAGCGGCGGGUAGCGAUGAAGCUGCCACACCUACUGGCAAGGUAUUUCUUUUUGCCUACUACGAGAAUGCGCGCAAAUGUGUCAAAAUGGAGACAGUUAAUGAUAUAACUGAUCCUGUGACUGAUGUAGCGUUUGCACCCAAUGCAGGGCGGACGUUUCAUAUGCUAGCCGUGGCCAGCAAGGAUCUGUAUAUAGUUAAUAUACGCGGCGUUACUGACUCUACGGGCAAUGCGAAGCUGGAGCUGCAAACACUCAAGUUCAGCGAACACAAUUGCCCUGUCUGGCGCGUUUGUUGGAACAUGCUCGCCACCAUGCUCAUCUCCACCGGCGACGAUGGCUGCGUGCGCAUUUGGCGCAUGAAUUACGCCAGACAAUGGAAAUGCGCUGCUGUCUUAAAAGCGGAAGGCGGCGGCCCUACUUAUGAGCCUACUCCGCCCACGCCCACAAUGGCCACAACUGCCUCAGCUACAGCCAAGUUCUACAAGAAGGGUUCCAUAGGCAACCAGGUGCCUUGGCAUUAACGAUUCUCUGUGUGUGUACGUUUGUGUUUGUUUACAAAGAAAAAAAGAUUGUUACCCAUGUUAAGUUGAAAAUGAAUACAUACAAUUUAAGU